AUGGCGAGACCCCAAGAUACGGCUUUGGCCCGAUUCUAUGGCCUCCCUAAGGUGCACAAAGACGGCGCUCCCCUCCGACCCAUCGUGUCGCUCAAAGGGACUCCAAAGUACGGACUAGCUAAGUGGCUGUUCCGAGGUCUCCAGUUCCUGACCGCUGAGUCAGACACCACGGUCUCUCCGUCAGCACAAUUCCUGGAGAAACUCAAAGGGGUAAGCAUCCAUCCAAAUGAGGUCAUGGUAUCUUUUGAUGUUACAUCCUUUUUUACUUCUAUUCCCCAGGACCUGGCUAUAGAGGCAAUUAAGCUGCUACUACAAAGCAAAUACGAUGAAACGGAGAACCGUCUUGGACACGCCCAAAUCCUUCAGAUCCUGAAGCUCUGUCUCAGGACGUACUUCACGUUCGACGGGACAAUCUACGAACAGGUGAAGGACACACCAAUGGGUACGCCAAUUUCGGGAUUCAUCGCCGAGUCGGUCCUGCAACGGUUAGAGUCGCUGGUCUUUCAACAUCACAGACCGAAAUUCUGGGCCCGGUAUGUGGAUGAUACCUUAGUCGUCAUCGAACGGGAUCAGAUGGUGACAUUCCAAGAAUAUCUCAACGCCGUCUUCCCGGAUAUUCAAUUUACUAUGGAGGAGGAAAAGAACAACAAGCCGGCCUUCCAGGAUGCCCUCGUAUGCCGCAAAUAUUGUGGUGAACUAAAGACCCAUGUGUUCAGGAAAGCGACAAAUACGAUGGAAGUACUGAACUUCAACAGUAACCACCCAAUCAGCCACAAACGCAGUUGUGUAAGGACGCUCUAUCGGCGUGACGAAACGCACUGCAGUGAACCGGAAGACAUAAUUGCCGAAAUACAAUACCCCCGAAGGGUCUUCGCAGCCAAUGGUUACCCGCGCAAAUUCGUCGACCAGUGCAUACGCAAAAGGGACGAACGGCCUAACCGCACGGACACCAAAUAUUGGCGGGCACUUCCGUAUGUCAAGAACGUUUCGGAAGCUGUCGGUCGCCUUCUCGCACCACUUGGGGUUUGGAAUGGCACACAGACCCGAGGCAACCAUCAGACGUCUGGUCAUGAAUCCGAAAGAUCCACUGCCACGGCUAGAAACAUCUGGAGAUGUUUUUGGAUCUGCUGCAGUUGCGGACAAAGCAACUACAUCGGGGAAACCGGAAGACAGCUGCGAACGAGAAUGGCCGAACACGCGGCAGCGGUGCGGAGAAAUGACGCAAGCCCUCAAGUUGCGGCUCAUUCGACGAGAUCCAGCGACAUAUUCAAAUUCGAUGAGGCCGAAAUUCUCGCAAGAGGUGACAACCGAGUGAGCCGGGAGCUACUGGAAUCAUGGUUUACUGGCCACCAGUCUAUCAAUAAGCGCAACGAUCUGCCGACUCCAUACUCCGUGCUGAAACUUCGCCUAGGCUGA
Molecule: messenger RNA, 1416 nt
Organism: Spirometra erinaceieuropaei
Lineage: Eukaryota; Metazoa; Platyhelminthes; Cestoda; Diphyllobothriidea; Diphyllobothriidae
Source: the annotation of a GenBank genome assembly